Rotaria sordida is the source of this 444-nucleotide messenger RNA. NCBI's taxonomy places the organism in Eukaryota, Metazoa, Rotifera, Eurotatoria, Philodinida, Philodinidae. The record is from the annotation of a GenBank genome assembly.
AUGGCUGACAACAUUACUCGAUCUCUUCAUACAUUGCCCGUCGAUUUAGUAUAUCAUAUAUUGGACAAACUGGAUCGAUUAACCAUUCUUCUAUCACUUCGUAAUGUUUGUACAAGUCUUAAUACGAUUAUUGAUACCUAUCAUCAAUAUAAGACACUCAGCAACCUUACCCUCCGAAGCAACGAUAUUGGUUCUAAUGGAGCACAAUAUCUGGCUGAAGCAUUACAGAAUACUACAACACUUACCAUGCUCAAUCUUGAAAGCAGCAACAUUGAUUCUGUAGCAGCACAGUAUCUUGCUCAAGGAUUACAAAAUAACACUACACUCACAGAGCUUAAUCUUCACUACAAUAAAUUUGGUGAUGAAGGACUGGAAUAUUUAUCUCGAGCAUUUCAAAAUAACACGGUUAGACAAGUUUUCUUUUCAUCGACUAUAAUUUCAUGA